This is a messenger RNA of Styela clava, 4870 nucleotides long. RefSeq names its product protocadherin-18-like. The record is from RefSeq and is a predicted model, not a curated record. Lineage: Eukaryota; Metazoa; Chordata; Ascidiacea; Stolidobranchia; Styelidae. Gene Ontology annotation, cellular component: plasma membrane. Gene Ontology annotation, biological process: homophilic cell-cell adhesion. Gene Ontology annotation, molecular function: calcium ion binding.
CAGUAAUUUAUUUCUAACUGAACAUUUUAAAGCAAAUAUUCGAGCAAAGGGAGCAGGGUUUUCCGCCUGCUUGUAUGAAACACGAUGAAAAACACUAUAGUAAUAGUAGCUACAGAAUUGUUGAUUCUGAUAUCAGUUUUUAGACAAGUCGUUUCGAAAAAUAAUAAAGUUACAGAAUAUGUGUCUGAAGAAGAGCCUAAAGGUACCAUCGUUGCAAACAUGGCUAAAAUAUUGAGCUUAAGAUACGAUGAACGAGCUGGAAGAUCUUUCAAACUUCUCAGUCAAAACCUAAUCACGAAAAGUCCGUCAAGUACUUUGAAAGGGGUGGAACUGAUCACCUUAAAUGAGGAAACAGGUGUAAUGACGCUGGCGGAAAAAAUUGACAGAGAAAAAAUUUGCAGAAAAGCUGAAGAAUGCAUCAUUCAAAUUCAGGCCGUGAUGCUUCCUCAGAAACAUUUUAGUAUGUUGAAUUUGGACAUUAAAAUUGGAGACAUAAACGACAAUCCGCCAAAGUUUUUUGCAAGGAAAAUAAAUAUUACUCUCCCCGAAGCUGAGACUUUUAUAAACGACGUUAUAAACUUGGACAAAUUUCAAGCACAUGACAAAGAUAUUGGACUCAAUAGUGAAAUCCUUUAUACCUUGACUGGAAAUCCGUAUUUCACAAUUAUACAAUAUGGCGACGAAGCAGGAAACCCGCAUUUGGGGCUAAAAGUUUUAAAAAUGCCUGAUCACGAACUUGAAACAUUGCAUCGAAUGACAUUAUAUGCAGCAGAUCGAGGAGAAGAAUCACUCACUGAUCACGUGCCACUGUUUGUGACAAUCGCGGAUUCUAAUGAUCAUGAUCCAAUAUUUGACCAACAGGAUUAUUCGAUAUACCUCGAGGAAAGUACAAAAGUAUCAAGCUUGAUCACAACUGUUCAUGCUACUGAUCUUGAUAGCGGAGAUUACGGUCGAAUUCGAUAUUUUGUUGUUCCUCCGACGCCUCGCACGAUUGAACAACUCGUCUCUGUCGAUCCUGAAAAUGGGGAAGUUCGGCUGAAGAAGAAGUUGGACAAAGAAAUUCAUGACGGGUUAAGAAUAUUAAUUCAAGCAAAAGAUUCAGAUCCAGUAAAACCAAGAGUAGGUAAAGCAUGGCUUCGAAUUUUCGUCGAAGAUGUCAAUGAUAAUAAUCCAGUAAUAAACGUUAACUUUAUAGUGGAUGCAAAAAAUAAAACAGGUUAUAUUCAAGAAUCAGCUGGAGUUCGAACUUUCAUUGCGUAUGUUGAUGCAACAGACGAAGACGAAGGUUUAAACGGGGAUGUCGGACUAAAGAUAAAGUCAUUCGGGAAAAAGAAACAAGCAAGAAAUUAUAAAGAAGUAACAGGAGAAUUCAUUUUGUCCCAAGAUGGUUUGCUUUCAACUGGUAGACUUCUCGAUAGAGAAACGUAUCAACAAUAUAUCAUCGAAAUUAAUGCAUGCGACAAAGGAUCACCUAGAAGAUGUACUUUCAACAACAUCACCGUAGUUGUUCUCGACGUAAAUGACAAUUCUCCUGUGUUUGAUAUUCCUUCAAAAACCGUCGUUCUUCCGGAAGAUAGUGAAGUAGGGGUGACAGUAACAGGUGUAUCGGCAUUUGACGCAGAUGCUGCCUACCCACCAUCUCUUUGGUUGAGGAAUAAAAAAGUUGAGCCAUCCAUGAAUGGUGUUAUUACUUAUUCAAUCGCUGGAGGUGAUACGAAUUACUUCAAUAUUGGCGAGAGAUCGGGAAAUAUUAAACUUGGGAAAAAAUUGGAUCAUGAAACACAAAGUAUUUGGAAGUUGAUAAUCAACGCUCGUGACGGAGGUUGGCCAAAGUAUCGCGAUGCGAAUUGUACCGUGAUAAUACGUGUUGGUGACAUUAAUGACAAUCGACCGAUUUUCAAGAAUCCUAAAUACAAUAAUUCUAAACAUUACGCAACAAUUCUGAAGGAUCAACCUAUCAUGAUAGUUCAGGCUGAAGAUCGAGACAAUGGGAUCAAUUCUAAAAUUCAGUAUAGAAUUAUAGAAGAAGAUGGAAUAAAAUCUGGAGGCAAACAACCUUUGUCUGGGCUGUUUAUAGUCAAUCCAACAACGGGAACUCUGAGACUUAACUUCAGCAAAUCUAAUUUAACGAAUUUCUUAGGAUGGCAUCACAUCACCAUCAAGGCAAGUGAUUCGGCAUCAUCGCCUUUAUCAGUGGUAACCGCGAUUCAAUUAAAAGUUACGAAUGAAAUUGUACCAAACCCUUUAACACAAGCCGGUAUUGAACCCAAAUUCAUUGCAAUCGUAAUAAUCCUGGCAAUUGCCGCCUUGAUAUUGAUGAUAUUGAUUGUCGUGACUCUACUUCGCCGACGAAAGAAAAAACAGCUGCAAACGUACAAUUGCAAAUCAGCAAAGUCUCGAGCAAGACAUUGGUUGUCAUCUCCGUCACAAAAUAAGACGGGAUCAGAUACGCAAGGAUGUUUAGAGCCUGGAAAUACUCUUGAAUCUGCUUAUUCCGAUGUGGCCUACAACAUGCAACCAUAUGGACAAGGCAAUGAAUCUACAGCUACAAGAAAUUUUGUACCGGAAUCUAAUGAAGUGGCGAGAAAUAAAUUCGCAUCACACGGAAAGGCAAGUAAUUCAUCUUUAAUAUUACCUGUCGUAAGAUCUCUUGAUCUGGACAGUGGGCGAGGAGACAGUGGAUCUGAAAAUGAAAAUAACGAUUUUGAUGCGAACGAAGCAGGUCCUCACGUGCAACCUCAUAAUCAAACAAGAGAAAAUGUUUCUCGCUCAUAUAAUUUUCAUGAUGACGCAGACAGUUCACGUACUAGCGAACUUGGUCCCCGAUGCGAAGAAAGCUGUAGAGAAUACGGACACAGUGAUAGCUGCUGGCUCCCAUCCCCAAACAGAGAUUCAUAUUGCGCUCCAAUUCUUCCAUGUCCUGGCACAUUACGAUACACAGCACCGCCAUCCCAACAUUUAUUUCACUACAAUUGUAUUGACUACCAAGAUACACGAGUUUCAGAAAGUAUAUCAAGAAUACCUGGAGAUAGAUACUCAACAGCACCGACAGAAUAUUUCCAAACACUGCCGGCGAGAAAUGGACAAGCUUCUAACUUGUAUUACCACGGGUACGACGGCGACCUAGAAACAAUAGACGAAGGCGCACCGCUUGGUGUACGUAUAUACGAAGGUAUCGAUACUUAUGACGUUGAUGACGUUAGCAGUCAAACGCAUUUAAAUUUGUCGACAUCGUUGAAUCAUUCGAAUGAUAUAAUAGCGCCGACACAGCCUGCUUCUUCCAGAACCAGUGCUCUUUACUACAUUUCAGGACGCCCAAAAAACUCACCAUAUCGACUUGCACCCGACUGGGAACAGAAGAAGUAUAAAACAAUAUCAAACGUUCAGAGGACACGCCAGUCUAGUAGUUUAUCUGAUCUUCCGCAUCCCAAAUCAGAACUUCGCUACACUCCAACUUUUCGUCCAUUAGCGCCAUCUCCUGGAUCAGAGGUGCGGUCGCAUAUAUCGACUUCUUCAUCUGAAAAUUCUAACAAAGCCCGUGUUACACUGAAUGAUGUGCAAUUUACUCCUAAAGAAGAAUCGUAUGAGAGUAAAAACUUUGAAAGGCGUGGUUCGUGUGAUUCAAGAAUACCAGUAAUUCAACCAUCAUUUAGGAGUAGUCUUGCACAAACUCGCAAUUCCAUUGUAAUUGCAGAUCCUUCCAAUAAAGGGACCGUAUCUAUUCAAGAAGCACAAGAAAUUGUUGAUGACAUUGAUAAGUUAUUAUUAAAUUAAUUUAUAUACUGUGUAAUAUAUUUGUAUCUUCUUCGUAUUGGCCAUACCUCAAUAUGGUUAUAAACUAAAUACAUUCGAUAUCUGGAAUGAUGAAAAUGAAUUGAAGUGAUAAUUUGGAUUUGGAAGAAUCUGCUACAAAAAUCAGAAAAUGAGAAAAGGCAGCCCGCCCCGCCCUCUAACUUAAUAUUAUAUAUAUAAAGAAGUAAGUAGGUCAAUCUUGACAACGUAUUCCAUCGAGAACAAUAAACACGCGAACAGUAUGUAAUACAAAUAUUUGAACGAUGAAUGCAGUCGGGUAUUAGUACAAGAUAUAUUGGGUUUUAUGAGCGCGAUGUUUGAACAAUGUAGUAUUUUACUUUUUGAUAGCAAUGUUUGUAUGUAUGCAAGUGUAUGUAUUCAUGUUCAGUUUAUCGUAUGCAUUAAGUAAAGCGCAGUAUAUAAUAAAUACGAGUAGUAGCUGCCUCGUUUCGAGCUUAAUUCAGAAUUCUGCAAAAUGUCAGACGAAGAAAUACCCAGUAAACGGCGACGCGUUGACGAGAAGGACAUCUCUAGCAAGGUGGACGCUAAAGAGCUAUAUAAAAAAAUACUAUCACAUCGCGCUCUGCCGGUAGACUUGGAUCGCUACGGAUAUCCAAGACCAGAUGAACAACACCCUGGGAAGGCUAAAUUUAGCAAUCUUUCAUCAGUUCAACCAUUUAACGAUUCAAACAAUAAGACAUGCGUAAGAUGCCAAAAAUCAUUUUUACUGACUGAGGCAAUAGGAAACACCUCCGUCGGGAAAUGCUUUUAUCACAAGCGGAGGUCGUAUCAGGGAAGGCCACACGAUUGUUGUGGCAGGCGAAGGGGUUCAAGAGGUUGCCGUACUGCUGAUAACCAUGUACACGAUGAUAACUUGAGAGAUCCUUCAAACUACAUCUCGACCAUCAAAAAAACGGUUCCUGAUGAUGGAAGUCCUGGCAUAUAUUCAAUUGAUGGAGAAAUGUCGUACACUGUCAAAGGCAGAGAACUUACCCAAGUGACGGUUGUUGAUCAUAACGAUGAAGUAAUUUACAACGAAUAUGUGAAAACCAGAAAGCCAAAUUAUUGAUUACAAUAC